CGCGGAGAUUCGGAGAGCAUAGAAACUCGGCUUUGAAGGGGGAACCUCCAUGGCGUCUCGCCUUCCUACUCGCAGCCUCAGCUGCAGAAGGGAGUUCCACAUAUACUUUCUAGGAGGUCCGGCUCACACCACUUUUGUGCGCUCCCACAGCCCCGCCGCCGGAUCCUAGAACACGGAACCCCGCAUUGAGCUCAGUUCAGCAAGAGUACAGGUCUGUCACCACGACCGAUAAGGAGCGAAAGAAAUCGCAGAGAAUACAGAGACUACAAGAUGGCGUCGGCAGACUUUGCUAGAUUAAGCAUCUUUGGGACGGUGUUCGAGGUCACGACACGCUAUGUGGACCUGCAACCCGUGGGCAUGGGUGCCUUUGGGCUCGUGUGCUCGGCAAAGGACCAGCUCACAGGCGCCUCGGUGGCCAUCAAGAAGAUCAUGAAGCCCUUCAGCACCCCUGUCCUCUCCAAGCGGACGUACCGAGAGCUCAAGCUGCUCAAGCACAUCCGACACGAGAACAUCAUCUCGCUGUCCGACAUCUUCAUCUCGCCACUCGAGGACAUUUACUUUGUCACCGAGCUCCUGGGCACCGACCUGCACCGACUGCUGACGAGCCGGCCGCUCGAGAAGCAGUUUAUCCAGUACUUUUUGUACCAAAUCCUCCGUGGUCUCAAGUACGUCCACUCGGCCGGUGUCGUGCAUCGUGAUUUGAAACCGAGCAACAUCCUCGUCAAUGAGAAUUGCGACCUGAAGAUCUGCGACUUUGGCCUGGCGCGAAUCCAGGAUCCACAGAUGACGGGCUACGUCAGCACACGAUACUACCGAGCGCCCGAGAUCAUGCUGACGUGGCAAAAGUACGAUGUGGCUGUCGACGUGUGGAGUGCUGGGUGUAUCUUUGCCGAGAUGCUCGAGGGAAGACCGCUGUUCCCCGGCAAGGACCACGUCAACCAAUUCUCCAUCAUCACUGAGCUCCUGGGCACCCCCCCGGACGAGGUCAUUCAGACGAUUUGCAGCGAGAACACGCUCCGGUUCGUCCAGUCGCUGCCCAAGCGGGAGCGCGUGCCAUUCUCGCAAAAGUUCCGGAACCAGGACCCGCAGGCGCUCGACCUCCUCGAGAAGAUGCUCGUCUUUGACCCGCGCACCCGCAUCACGGCCGCAGAGGCACUCUCGCACCCCUACCUGGCGCCCUACCACGACCCCACCGACGAGCCAGAGGCAGAGGAGGCCUUUGACUGGAGCUUCAACGAUGCCGACCUGCCCGUCGACACGUGGAAAGUGAUGAUGUACAGCGAGAUCCUUGACUUCCACAACAUCGACGACGCCCAAGGACAGAGCGCCGGGCCUGUCCCCCCUCAGGCGGGGCAGUAAGAAGAAAGAAGAAAUCGGAGGAAAGAUUCGGCAUCGGCGUCCUUUCUCAUGGGAACCAAGGGAACCAAGGAAGCGAAGAAGAAAAAGAAGAGAAAACACACGUACAAGGUAACGGGACGAAGGGACAUGCAUCAAGCACCGGGUUGGCCGGCAACUACAACUACUACUACUACCACUUUCCCACUUUUCCCCCUCUAGAAGUCACCUCGGCGCUCGGCACCACGACAUUUUUUUACCAAAGACGCCUCUCCUCUUGCUCGUAUUCUACAACCACCUCACAGCACUCUCUAGCCGCUCGCGUCGCCUUCGGUCUUGACAAGCUUGUCAUUACCUUUUCCUUUACCUAAUCUCUUCUUCCUCCUCCUUCCCCUCCUCCUCCUCCUCCUCCUCCUCCUCCUCUUUCCCUCCCCCUCCCCCUCCUCC
Molecule: messenger RNA, 1782 nt
Organism: Acaromyces ingoldii
Lineage: Eukaryota; Fungi; Basidiomycota; Exobasidiomycetes; Exobasidiales; Cryptobasidiaceae
Exons: 7
Coding region: 271-1359 (362 amino acids)
Biological process (GO): protein phosphorylation; osmosensory signaling pathway; cellular response to oxidative stress
Cellular component (GO): nucleus; cytoplasm
Molecular function (GO): MAP kinase activity; ATP binding
Source: RefSeq, a predicted model, not a curated record